This is a messenger RNA of Lutzomyia longipalpis, 1934 nucleotides long. Its product is annotated as dihydrolipoyl dehydrogenase, mitochondrial. Bases 151 to 1668 code for a protein of 505 amino acids. Gene Ontology annotation, cellular component: mitochondrion; oxoglutarate dehydrogenase complex. The transcript has 6 exons. Gene Ontology annotation, molecular function: dihydrolipoyl dehydrogenase (NADH) activity; flavin adenine dinucleotide binding. NCBI's taxonomy places the organism in Eukaryota, Metazoa, Arthropoda, Insecta, Diptera, Psychodidae. The record is from RefSeq and is a predicted model, not a curated record.
CCGAAGUGAGUUCCGACUGCGUACCGAAGUGGGGAAAAAACUGCAAUUUGGAAACGUCAACUUUUCAUUGCGAAUUUCUCAAAAUAUCCUUCAUUUCCACCUCAAUCGCGUGUCUCCCAUUUGUACAGCUAGUGGUGCAGUCCCGGAAAAAUGCAGUGCAAUAUCAGGAAUAUUGUUUCGCUGGCAACAAAGACGAACCUCGUGCUGCGGAAUCAUCGACCAGCACUGAGUGUUCUGGGCAGGAGGAACUACACGAGUGGAGAGGAGGUGGAUCUGGUGGUCAUUGGAUCCGGCCCCGGAGGCUAUGUGGCUGCCAUCAAAGCUGCCCAGCUUGGGAUGAAGACCGUGUGCAUUGAGAAGAACGACACAUGUGGUGGUACCUGCCUCAAUGUGGGAUGCAUCCCAUCUAAAUCUCUCCUCAAUAAUUCCCACUACUACCACAUGGCCCACUCCGGGGAUCUGGCCAAUCGAGGUAUUUUCGUGGAGAACGUCCGGGCGGAUAUUGGCAAGAUGAUGGAUGCCAAGUCAAAGUCCGUAAAAGCCCUCACGGGGGGCAUUGCUCAGCUCUUCAAGAAGAACAAGGUGCACCUCAUUAAGGGCUACGGGAGCAUCACGUCACCCAAUGAAGUCACCGCCAAGACGGAAUCCGGCGAGGAGGUGGUAAAGACGAAACGCAUUAUGAUUGCCACGGGGUCCGAAGUUACACCAUUUCCCGGAAUUGAGAUUAAUGAGCAGAACGUGGUAUCAAGUACAGGAGCACUGAGCCUUGAAAAGGUUCCAGAAAAAAUGAUUCUUAUUGGAGCAGGUGUUAUUGGUCUGGAACUUGGUUCCGUGUGGUCACGUUUGGGUUCAAAAGUCACUGCUGUGGAAUUUCUGGAGACAAUUGGUGGGGUUGGAAUUGACGGGGAGGUAUCCAAGACGUUCCAGAAGGUGCUCACGAAGCAAGGGAUUGAAUUUAAGUUGGGACACAAGGUUACGGGUGCUACGAAUACAGGAAGUAGCGUCAAAGUUGCCGUUGAGGGUGUCAAGAGUGGCAACAAAGAAGAGCUUGACUGCGACGUUCUUCUCGUGAGCGUUGGCCGUCGUCCCUACACAGAAGGGCUGGGCUUGGAGAAUGUGGGCAUUGUUAAGGAUGACAGGGGUCGUGUACCCGUAAAUGGGCAAUUCCAGACCAUUGUACCGAGCAUUUAUGCCAUUGGUGAUUGCAUUCAUGGCCCAAUGUUGGCGCAUAAGGCCGAAGAUGAGGGUAUUGUGUGCGUUGAGGGUAUGCUCGGUGGUCCAGUUCACAUUGACUACAACUGCGUACCGAGUGUCAUCUAUACGCAUCCUGAAGUGGCGUGGGUGGGAAAAACGGAGGAGGAUCUGAAGAAGGAGGGUGUUGAGUAUAAGAUUGGUAAAUUCCCCUUCAUGGCGAAUUCACGUGCUAAAGUGAAUGAUGACACCGAUGGCUUCAUCAAAGUACUCGCCGAUAAGAGUACAGAUAGGAUUCUCGGGACUCAUAUGAUUGGACCCGGUGUGGGUGAGCUCAUCAAUGAAGCUACCUUGGCAAUGGAAUACGGAGCAGCUGCUGAAGAUGUAGCACGUGUCUGUCAUGCACAUCCGACAUGCUCAGAAGCUCUUCGAGAGGCUAACUUAUCUGCCGCGUUUGGCAAACCCAUUAAUUUCUAGAGAAGAAGAUGUAGUUGAUCCCGCCCAUGAAAAGAAUCCCUGUGACGAGUGGAAGAUCUGGCGAAGGGGGAGUGAUCUGUGUAAAUAGCAACAAAAAAAAGUUCACGAAACAGUGACAACCUCAAACGGCACUUUACUUUUUGUUUAUUUACUCGUUUUACUUUUUUUUUUUCACAAAGAAAAACUAUUAAAAACAUCCACCAGCAGCAUAAUGAAAAUGUAUCCCGGAGAGUAGAGAAAUGAAUGCCAUUAUUCCGAAGUAUGAA